Acipenser ruthenus (sterlet) is the source of this 2712-nucleotide messenger RNA. RefSeq names its product alpha-internexin-like. Gene Ontology annotation, cellular component: sarcolemma; Z disc; cell-cell junction. NCBI's taxonomy places the organism in Eukaryota, Metazoa, Chordata, Actinopteri, Acipenseriformes, Acipenseridae. The transcript is spliced from 10 exons. The coding region runs from base 1331 to 2467 and encodes 378 amino acids. The record is from RefSeq and is a predicted model, not a curated record. Gene Ontology annotation, biological process: skeletal muscle organ development.
CUCACAGGUGAGAGUAUAGGACUGGCAGAAAAGCUUUCAUAGAGACUUUUUGAUCUACCAGUUUCUUUGAGGCUUGAUGUGCAGUGGAACUUUACAAGGCAGUGGUACUACCUUUUAGCUGGUAUGUGCACCAUAGACAGAUGUAAAGAUUUAGCUCUAGCCAUAUGCAACAAUCAAAUUGCAUAUGUCUAGAGUACAGUAUGCAAGCAGGCUGAGACAUGGUUUAUAUGAAUUAAGUAUGCAAGCGGGCUGGGCUGGAUUGGGAUCAGUUUUAAAACCAUCCCACUGAUCAUCAAAAUGAACCUAUUGCUGCCAAAGGCCCUCUUCCCAGGGAACGCUACCUUCAGCUCCUGAACGCCUGCAGUAUUUGUGCUUUCUGUGCUUUGUUUCCUCCAAACUCCGUAACACUACCCCUCCCUUACAGCUCCCAUGUGUGAAAUUUAUCCUGGCAACAUUGGACAGUACUUCCAAGUUCAGCACCUAAUAUUUAAGUGAAUUUGUUUGUUUCCAUCACCCUAGCACAGGUUCAGCACAUGUAAAACUAGGGGUUUGUGUGUCCUUGUAUUGCAACUAGACCUACAGUAAUAAAUGCUGCAGUCAGUGGAUAUGACAGCUCCCAACGAGCUCUCGACUCUCUGACAAACGUGACUGUGAUGGGAAGGAAUGAACUCUGUUAGCAUUGUCCCUCGUUUCCAACUUUAAUAGCGUAUUCAUACUCCAGUACAAAGUAAAGGAACCGUUUCCAAAAUAUCUCCUGCGUUCUGUAAUGCAAAAGCAAACAGUUGUUUUAUUGGUUAAAGAGAUGUCUUUCUUUAUGGAGCUUUCAACAUUUUAUCCUUAAUGCUGGCUUCUUUCAGAGGAACCCUCACUUUGCAGGUUAAAGAUUUGUGACUUGGUAAUCUCCGUGGUUUCCUGUAGGCUUUAUAGAGAGCCAUUAGGAUGAGUACACACAUUAUUCCUCAACAUCCAGGCACAGAAAUGAUGUGCUUGAUAUUGUCUUUAACAUGGCCAGUGUACUGUAGAAACACUGGAAAUGUAUGCAUAUUAUUUGAGGAAAAUCACUAUGAAAAAUAAGUCCUGCUUACUCUCUGCCUUUAUAUUGUGCUCGAAGAUCUAGACUGGGUUUAACGGGAAGCAGUGUUGUGCUGUGCUUGUGUCUGCUCCCUGCUAAAUCCCUGAGUGGUGAUGGCACACUUUUAGUUAGGUUAUUCGGGAGCUCAUGAGAGAUCCCUCUUUCGGGUGUGAAAUUCCCCUUAUAUGUGACACUCCCUGUUUAUAACCCUCGCCUCUGCACCGUGCCUGCUGAUUCGCACACCACCCCCUUGGAAGUAUGAGUCUUCUCCGUGUCUCGUCCUACCGCCGUUUGUUUGAGGAGGAGGAGUGGGGUUCGGGCCCAGCAGCGAGCCUCCAGUGUGGGGGGCAGUACCGAGUAGCAGCCAGAGCUGGUCGCGGUGUGGAGCUGGUGGAGCCGGACUUCGCUGCUGCCCGGACUCUGAACAGAGAGGGUCUGUCGAGCUGUGUGAGGGACCGCGGUCUGAUAGCGGCUCUCAACAACAGGCUGGUCAACCUCAUUGAAACGGCCCACUGUCUGGAGGAGGAGAAUCAAAUGCUGGAAGCAGAGAUCCUGGAGCUGGAGAGGAGGCUGGAGAGUCGCACCUCCCCCUCCUCAACCAGCCAGCGAGAGAACAUCUUGGACCUGAGCGCCGUGGUGGAGAGGCUCAGGAAGGAGAAGGAAGAGAUCCUGUCCGAUAUCGAUGCCCGACAGAAACAGCUUCUGAUCCUGCAAGAGAAUUUGGGACACACCUCCGAGCAGCGUGCUCUCCUGGAGCUGCAGAGGGAGGAGAUCGCUCCGGAGGUGGAUGCUGUGACAGCGGAGUGCCUAGCGCUGCAGGAGCAGGUAGGCAUUUAUGAGGAGCAGCUGGAGCUGAUGCAGGAGGAGCACGAGCAGCGUGUGGAGACCCUGGUUGCCCCUAGUGACGGUGCCCCAUUGGUUAGCCUGGCAUUCCCUACCCCUGAUGUGAUCCCCACUGUCCUGGAUAUCAAGGAGUAUUAUAGGGAGUUGGCUGAGAACCUGCAGUUUGAGCCAGCUGCUAUCACAUGGGACGAGGAAACAAAGAAGCCGAAGGCUGGCACAGAAUUCGGGGUCGAAGGGAGAAGCGUGAGCGAUGUCGGAGAACUGAAGAAACGGAUCGCUGAGCUGGAGAAGGAGCUGGAGGCUCUGCGGCAGUGUGGAGAGGCUCUAGAGAGGGAGAUCGAGGACAAGGAGGUUCUCCACGAAGAGGAGAUCGCUCAUCUGGAGGACUGCGCCGCGGAGCUGCAGGAGAGCCACAAUGUCCUUCAGCAGGAGAUUAAAGAGCAGGCCGACGAUUACGAAGAGCUCCUGAGCGAGAAGAUGGCCCUGGAUAUCGAGAUUGCAGCCUACAGGGGAUUGGUUGAAGAAGAAGUGGAGAGACUCUGCUACUAUUAAUUGUCUGGAGCAGCAGAAUUCCAAGUGCAAGACCGUUCUAGAACAGUGUACUGUUCUAGAGCAGGGUGCAGUGUUCCUUUCCCAGCAGCACACAGAAACAGGCUGGGGUGGUUCAUUUCAAGCAGAAGCAGCACUGAACCAUUGAAACAGCAACCAGGACUUUAGGAAGGUCACCAUCAUCUAACACAGCAGAGUGGAUGUUACUGUAUACACAGAUAUAAAUUCAUUAAACUGCUUGACACAAA